CCUCACCGGCUGACACGGCUUGUCUUAGUUUAGCUCGACAUGAUUUCAGAUCAAACCUUAGUGGAACAGCUUUAACAGCGUUUAAACAAUGCAAACUUGGUAAAAAGAAGGAAUAAGGAACAGCAUUUUGAGAAGAAUUACACGCGUGGAGAAAUAAGCUACACUAAGAGAAUCUGCAUACGGAGCAUUUGAUAUCUUUUUCUUUUUUAGAACUAAGGUAAACAGGUGUGCAGUAAGUAUAUGAGAGGGGUUACUCGAUAACUCGGCGAUUUUUUCCGUCAUUGCCUUUGGCGUUUUCGAAAGACGACUACAACUCAGGAAGCAAAGCCAAGACGGAUGUCGCUGCCACAACGAAACAACGUGAACUACACCACGUUGUGCGACGCUUACCAGCAAACCGCUCCUCACUCUUGAAAACUCUAACUCAUUCUGUGGCGUCGUUAGUUCAGUUUUUCUUAAAUAUUACAAAGAAGCGACUUUAAAGAGAGGACGUUCAAUGAAAGAUCUCCCUGUUCACCCGUAAAUCGUCUGGAUAAUAAACAAGACCGCCAGCCAGAUGGGAUCUCAAGGGCCAGGACGCAAAAGAACUCCUAACAAAAAUGGGUUGACCGCCGAAGAGGAUGCGCUGAAUAUAAUAGCAAGAGAGGCUGAAAAUCGACUGGCAGCUAAGAGAGCAGCCAGAGCAGAAGCCCGUGAAAUCCGCAUGAGGGAGCUGGAGAGGCAGCAGAAAGAGAUCUAUCAGGUCCAGAAGAAAUACUAUGGAUUGGAUAACCUGGACAACAAAUGGGGGGACAUUGAGCAGUGGAUGGAGAACAAUGAACGCUAUACACAACCCUCCCAGAGACAUAGCUCGAUGUCAGAAGAUGAAGAGUGGACAUCAGGGGGGAGCAGGACCAGCCUGCAGUUGAAUUUAGAAGCAGUGGGGGUACGUGAAGGGCUCCCCCAAGUGUCGUCAUUAUACUCAUACAAGAAUUUGAAGAAGAAGAAGAAGAAGAAAAAACAUUCUUCUCAAACUAGCAAUGGUUAUGAUGAUGAUUACAACACAAAGUCCAGUCGGGAAUCCUUACAAGAAAGUCUCUGCAGUAGCUCUUGGCGGUCCAGUUCCCGUGCUCAGUCUGAGUACAGUGAGUUUUUGGGUUCAAGCGACAGGAUGUCCUCCAGAGUGAGCUCCACUUGUUCCAGCCCAGUGUUAGGUCAUUUGGUGCCUCCUGGUGGUUUCCAGGAUAAUUGCAGCAACUCAGUGGCCAGUUUCUUGCGGGAUACAGCUGUCGGAACUUGCCUUCCCAAAGACCUGGAUCAUGUGACCAUCCCAGACUUGCCAAACGUCAGUAGGAGACUGCUUGAGGGUUCCUCUCGGGGAUCAACUUUAUCUACUGCCACUCUUACCUCACUUGGUGGGACUUCUUCAUGUAGAUUAAGUGAAGACUCAUCGGUCACUACAGAUACAGAGACAUCUAUACAGGAAAUAAAGGAUAUCCAUGAACUUAAGGAUCAGAUACAAGAUGUUGAGGCCAAGUAUACGCAAAGCCUUAAAGACAUCAAGGAUUCCUUGGCAGAGAUGGAGGAGAAGUAUCGGAAAGCCAUGGUGUCCAAUGCUCAGUUAGAUAAUGAGAAGUCCAAUCUGAUGUAUCAGGUGGACACUCUGAAAGACUCACUGAUAGAGCUGGAGGAGCUACUUGCUGAGACUCGCCGAGAGUUUGAGGAGAAGACUAAGGAUCUGGAGCGAGAGAAGCAUGCCCACAGUGUGCUGCAGUUUAAGUUCAGCGAACUGGAAGAAACACUGAAGCAAAGUGAAGAGCUUCUUACUGAGAUACGUCAAUUACGCCUCAGACAAGACAGCUUUGUUAUGGAAAUCUCUGACCUGCAGGAAACUAUUGAAUGGAAAGAUAAAAAAAUUGGGGCCUUAGAAAGGCAGAAGGAGUAUUCUGAUGCCAUUCGAAAUGAACGGGAUGAACUCAGGGAUGAGGUGGUUCAGCUCAGAGACAUUUUGAAGAAACAUGGCAUUGUCCUCGGACCUGACUUAAGCACCAGUAGGGAAGUGGGAGAAGAUGUGACUGAUGGAUCAACUUGCACUGAAGUAAAAGAAGGAAGCAGUGUGCUAGAAAUCCGGCUGCGGAAACUGGUGGAUGAACGAGAGGCUUUGCUAGAACAGGUAAAGAGAUUUAAAGGACAACUUGAACAGAAACAAAAUACGAAUAACACAGAGGAUGACCCAAAGCCAGACGAAGAGGUGAUGGAAAAUGGCACUGACACUGAUGUUACGGACCUGCAAAGAGAUACCAACAGGCAAAUCAAUGAUCUCAAAUUUAAGCUUGUCAAAUCAGAACAGGAGGUCACAGCUUUGGAACAAAAUGUCACAAGACUGGAAGGUCAAGUGACUCGGUACAAAACCGCAGCAGAGAAUGCAGAGAAAGUGGAGGAUGAACUUAAAGCUGAGAAACGCAAGAUGCAAAGAGAGCUCCGGUCUGCCCUGGACAAGAUUGAGGAGUUGGAGGCAAGUAACAGUCAUUUGACCAAAAGGCUGGAGAAAAUGAAGGCAAACCGAGGCAUAGCAGCAUCUUCCUAGUUGCUGCUAACAUCACCCUAUCAUAGCUCACCUUCCACUGUCUGUAUUUCACUGUGCUCUGGAGCGUGCUAGCCUUAAUAUUUACAGCCUUACUCUACAUGAUUAAGGUCAAUAAAACAGCAGCAUUAACAAACACACGCACAGAGCAUACAAUGUGCCAUUUUCUUAUUUGUAUUCAUCUGCGUAAUGAAAGAGUUUUAAAGGUUGUUAACAUUGGCAAACCCAUUCAAGACUUUGUGAAAGACUUGUGAAAGCAAGAGUGUGCCUCUCUAAACCUGUAUCUCUAAAUAUUGUUCUUUUUUGUAACUACUUGAAGAUAGUUUAAUUGGUGGCAUUUUAAGAUCAUGGUUAAAAAUGUGGUUAAGGACAUAAUUUUAGGUUGUUUUCUGGCAUAGUGGAACCCUUCAUUAUGACCUUGCUUAAAGGGGACUAGUCACACUAUCAAAUAAUUGGUUUUCCAGUCCUCUAAAUAAAUAUUCAGAGUGUUUUUGCACUAUAGUUCCAGAGAUAUUUAACUGAUCCAUUUUAGAACCUAAAAAGCAUUAUCAUGGUCAUUAGGUUCCUUUGCACAGGUUGAGCUUAGUGGGGGUAAGUGUGUGCUGUUAAAGGGUGUGCAGGAAGCAAAGUCAGUCUUCAUCAUGCUUGUAUUUUCCUUGUUUUUUUUUUUUUUUUGGAUGGGAAUAUUUUUGCAUGCAGAGGCUAGGUAGUAUCAGUUUUCCACUGGAUAUCUGGAAAAGGAAUCUCAGCAUAAAUAGAUAACAUCCAUUCCAUUGCCAUUAGUUGGGAAAUUUAGAGCAAACAUUAAUAUGAGCAACUAAUUGGUUUCCUCAUUAGAAAAAAAUUACAUUUCUAAUGAUACAGUUGCAUACAAUAAGAUUAUCUGUCAAACCUAAACCCAUUUAGCACAUGUACGUGCCAGCACUGGGAAAAUAUUUAUGAAAAUAAAGUAUUUUCUGAAAUGCAAAAAGAAAGACAUACCACAAUAUUUCAAAAAGGCAUACAUGCAACCUAAAACUGAGGCAUAAAUGUUAAUAAAUAAAAUAAUAUUAUUAUUAUGCCUAAAUAUCAUACUAUAAGUUCAUAAAACUGCCUAAUGUAUCUAUUUACUAUAUUGCAGGGUUGCCCUACACCUGCUGACUCUACUCAGUGCAAAACUACUGCAAACUAAACUGAAUAUGCUGAAACUGCAUUGGUGCAGUUUUCGUUCUUUUUCUCCAGCUUGAAAUUAUUUUAAACAUUCUCUAGCGUGUCUCUUCAGUUUGUACCAGCCCCUCCCCCACAAAUUUUUCUCUUUCUCCAUUUUGCAAUCUGUGCCAUCAAAUCACAUUCUGUGCAUCCUGCCCACAGUGUAAGAGCAUUGUGCGAAACACAGUGAGCAUUAUUUACUAAAGCGGUAGCAUGAAGUCCAUAAAAAAAAAAGACAUGGCAGAUUUAGACAUCCCUAAAAUCACUGAGAAAAAAUGGCAAUUACUACUGUACUCCAUCUGCCUGUGUAAGACUAAUUGUACUUUUGAUGGUAAAGACUGCAUUAUUUAUUUAUUUUUGUGUGUGUGACCGUUCCCCUUUAACUUUGGCAAAAUUCAGAUAUAGUUUGGUCCACCAUUUUUUUUCUUGAAAGACAGUUGAUAGCAUGACCACUGCACUUGAGUUUGAAUAUAUGUAUGGAUUUUUUUUAUUAUUAAAACAGAUCUCUUGUUAAUGUAUAUGGAACAUUUAUGUUUUCAUGUCCUCUGUCAGUUGGGUAUUAAAUGGAGCCUUUGAGGGUACCCACAGACAUCAUGUUGCACGUUAUACUGACAGCCACAAGCACUGCUACAUACACUAUAUGUCCAGAUGUUUGUUGUUAAAAAUCAAUGAUAUUCAAUAGGGAGUAUUCUGCUACCGCCUUGCUGCAGUUCUGGAAAGACUAAGUUAGAUGUUGGAACAUUGUGAGAGUUUGAUUGCAUUCAGCCACAAGAGCAUUAGUGAGAUCAGGUACCGAUGUUGGAUGACUAGUUCUGGAUCACAAACGGCACUCCAAUUCAUCCCUCAGAUAAUUAGUGUUGCUCCAUAACUCCAGAGAGCACAUUUCCAUUGCUCCACAGCCCAGUGCUGAGGGGCUUUAUACCUCUCCUGCCAACGCUUGGCUUUGGAUUUGGUGAUCUUAGGCUAAUUUGUGUCUGCUCCAGAGUGCCCCAUUCUAUUAGAAAUGGUUUUCUAUAGAGAUUAUACAAGCUGUCCAUGUGACAUUUAACACCUGUGUUAGUUGAACACCAAUGUUAGCUGAUCUCACUAAAUUAAAGGGGUGUCUCAUUACUUUUGGACAUACAGUGCAUUUAAAAAUGUAUCUUGUAAAUUCUUUGGUUUUAAGACUGCGUACCAUUGCCCACUUAAUGAUGUUUUGUGCUUGAUAAAAACAUCUUCGGGUUUACAGUAACAUUGACAAUUCACAUACUGAAUAUCAAGUACAAGCUUGUCUAAUGUUCUGUUUAAGGCCUAAAGAUUUCAAAAGAAGUCUGUUUUUCAAGUGAAGGUCAAUUUUUUUAUGGAGAAAAGCUUUAUCUGCUGGGUAGGACCCUGUUUACAAGUCCACUGUAAAGGAAAAUUGUAAACUUUGUGCAAUAAAAUGCCCAUCAGUACUGAA
Molecule: messenger RNA, 5189 nt
Organism: Pygocentrus nattereri (red-bellied piranha)
Lineage: Eukaryota; Metazoa; Chordata; Actinopteri; Characiformes; Serrasalmidae
Gene: lrrfip1a
Product: leucine rich repeat (in FLII) interacting protein 1a
Exons: 24
Coding region: 557-2566 (669 amino acids)
Biological process (GO): regulation of transcription by RNA polymerase II
Molecular function (GO): DNA-binding transcription factor activity, RNA polymerase II-specific; RNA polymerase II cis-regulatory region sequence-specific DNA binding
Source: RefSeq, a predicted model, not a curated record